This is a messenger RNA of Tupaia belangeri chinensis (Chinese tree shrew), 496 nucleotides long. Its product is annotated as oxytocin-neurophysin 1. NCBI's taxonomy places the organism in Eukaryota, Metazoa, Chordata, Mammalia, Scandentia, Tupaiidae. The transcript is spliced from 3 exons. Bases 28 to 402 code for a protein of 124 amino acids. The record is from RefSeq and is a predicted model, not a curated record. Gene Ontology annotation, molecular function: neurohypophyseal hormone activity; oxytocin receptor binding; V1A vasopressin receptor binding. Gene Ontology annotation, cellular component: extracellular region; secretory granule.
CCAAGCCAGAUCCAGCGCGUCAGCACCAUGGCCAGCUCCAGCCUCGCCUGCUGCCUGCUGGGGCUCCUGGCGCUGACCUCAGCCUGCUACAUCCAGAAUUGCCCCCCAGGUGGCAAGAGGGCCCUGCUGGACCUCGACGUGCGCAAGUGCCUCCCCUGUGGGCCAGAGGGCCGAGGGCGCUGUUUUGGGUCUGAGAUCUGUUGCGAUGAGUCGGACUGCUUCCUGGGCCCGACCUACUCGAAGAGCUGCGAGAAGGAGGACUACCUGUCAUCCCCUUGCCAGUCAGGCCACAAGCCUUGUGGAAGCAGGGGCCGCUGCGCCAACGCUGGCUUCUGCUGCAGCCCCGAUGGCUGCCGCGCUGACCCCACCUGUGAUGCCAAAGCUGCCUCCUCAGAGCCCUGAGCCCUGCACCUUGAGGAUUGCUGGUGCCCACGGAAUGCAUCCCUCAGUCCUCCUAAGCCUCCCCUAAAAAGAAUAAAAUAAAGGCAAUUUUCUU